UUCACAUGGUAUCAAGAGCCUAAGAAAAUCCCUAUUUUUUUCGCUACUUUCUCUCUUUGCUCGUUCGCCGCAGCUCUAUGGAUCCUCACGUAUCUGCCGCAGCAACGCAGCCAUCUGCUACAUCAUCUUCCUCCCAGACUUUUUCUUCCUCCACCAUGCAAACUACUGCUAUGGAUGUUCACUCUUCAGCCGCUGCAGUUUCUUCCGUCGCGGUAACUACUCAGACCGGCGCCAUCUUUUCUGAAGUGUCGCUGCCGGUAACGCUGCCCGGAACGCCGGCCAUCCAGGGACCCCCUAUGUCGUCCGCACCGGUGUUUGGCUCCUACUCUUUGUUUGAGAGCCUUCCGCCUCACUUCCCAUGGCAGCAGCCAGUCGGAUCUCCUUCCCCGACGGUCACUCUCCCACCGCUGCACAACGCCGGCUUCUACGGAAGCACCUUCGCCGGCUCACCGGGUAUUGCACGCCCGGACAGUUCUCUGUUUGGAUCUCCUAUGGCUGCCCUGGCUCAAUCCGUGUCUCAUGGCAUUGCCAAUAUCGGGCAGAUUGUGACUAUUAAACUCAAAGCGGUGGAAGACUACUUGACAUGGAGAACUCAGUUUGAAUCCUUCCUUGUGUCUCAAGGCCUUUUUGGUAUGAUAGACGGCUCUACUCCGGUACCUCCCUUAUACACAUUGAAUUUUAAUAAUCAACAGGUCGUUAAUACUGAUUAUUAUCAUUGGCUCCGAGUAGAUCAAACAAUUCAUUCUUGGUUGUUUGCUACUUUAUCUCGCGAAGUAUUAACUGAUGUGCAUGAUAUUAAACAUUCGUGUCGUAUAUGGGAGCGUUUACAGUCUCACUUUAUGUCUGCAUGUUUACCCAGAGCCAUGGAACUUAAACGUUUAUUAACUAAUACUAAAAAGAAGGCAAAUCAAUCCAUGGAAAAUUAUUUGCGUGAACUUAAAAAUUUGGCGGAUGCGUUAGCCACGAUUAAUUCUCCUGUGACUGAUAGAGAAUUACUUCAAAGCACUCUUGCUGGAUUGGGACCAGAAUAUAAAUUUAUUACAGGCACCAUAUCUUUAUUCCCUGAGAGCUUUCCGCCAGAUAUACUUCAUCCCCGCCUCAUGGAAGCAGAACAACAGAUUUUGUAUGAACAACAACAAAAUGCCUCUAUUCAGCCAGCUUUUGGGGCUCAAGUUCAUGCCGGGCAGCAAGGUCAACCAACCGCAUACCGCGGCAGAGGAGGCCGCGGCAGAGGCGGAGGUCGCGGCAGGGGAGGUGCUCGCGGCAGAGGCCGCUACCAGCCACCUCAAGGCUAUGGGCAGCAAGCCUAUCAACCCACGCAAGGCUUCGGCCAGAACCAGCAAGGCCCUUCCGUUGUCCUGGUACCUCCGGCAGCAGGGGGUGUUGUUCCUUCCCGACCGACUAAUGCGGCAUCCGGUUUUCCAUCAGCUGAGGGUAUUCUUGGUUCAGUUCCUCCACCAGUUGUGUGUCAGAUUUGUUUUUCUGCAGGUCAUUCUGCCUUACAUUGUCCAUCUCGCUUCUCUCAGCCAUCUGCACCUGCGUUGGUAGCUCCAAGUGGUGAAUCAAAUGAUGCUUUGUGGUACCCGGACUCCGGUGCCUCGGCUCAUAUGACAUCGUCUGAAGGACAAAAUUUCGGGGGCAGUUCUUCUUCAGGCGCACCAUAAUGGCCAUCUCUAUCCUAUCAGUCUCAGCCAUCCUGCUUCCGUAGCUUUAGCUUCCGUCACUUCUUCUGGCCCUGUGUGGCAUUGUAGACUAGGACAUUGUGGUGAUUCUGUUUUGCGUCUCUUACGCACUAGAAAACUUAUUACUAGUUCUUCAAAUUUUGAACAUGACUGUGUUUCUUGCCGUUUGGGCAAAUCUCAACGAUUACCUUUUUCGGAUGCUAGUCAUACUUCUUCUGCA
Cuscuta epithymum is the source of this 1902-nucleotide messenger RNA. NCBI's taxonomy places the organism in Eukaryota, Viridiplantae, Streptophyta, Magnoliopsida, Solanales, Convolvulaceae. The record is from the annotation of a GenBank genome assembly.